Messenger RNA from Columba livia (rock pigeon), 9492 nucleotides. RefSeq names its product sestrin 3 (gene SESN3). Gene Ontology annotation, cellular component: nucleus. The coding region runs from base 414 to 1736 and encodes 440 amino acids. The transcript is spliced from 11 exons. Lineage: Eukaryota; Metazoa; Chordata; Aves; Columbiformes; Columbidae. Gene Ontology annotation, biological process: negative regulation of TORC1 signaling; regulation of response to reactive oxygen species; cellular response to L-leucine. The record is from RefSeq and is a predicted model, not a curated record. Gene Ontology annotation, molecular function: L-leucine binding; oxidoreductase activity, acting on peroxide as acceptor.
UGCGCGGGGGGCAGCGGCCCGGCGCGGGUGCUGGGGCCGCGGCUGGAGGAUGGGGGCGGCCGGCGGCGCGGGCUGCUGAGCGGCGCGGAGCCUCCCUGCCGCCUCCCCCGGCCCGGCCCGGCCCGCCCGGCCAGCGCCGCGCUCCCCGCCAGCAUGAACCGGCUCGGCUCCGGCACCGUGGGCAGCGCCACCGCCGCCUCUGCCGCCGGCCAGUACCGGGUGUGCGGCAAUUGCCGGAAGGUGCCGAGACAGUCCCCUGGAGCGCUGCCGCGGCGAAACCAGCUCGGGUCACUCCUCCAUUAAUCCUGCGAGCACAGCUAGGCCGAGAAGAUGGGUCUUUGAAGGAAAAAAGAGUACAAGUCUCCCCGCCGUUGACAAGAGGACCAAGUGCCUUUAUACCAGAGAACGAAGUUAUGCAAGCAAAUGGUUUGGAUGAACGUACCAAUCUUCUUGUGGAAGAAUACUCCACGUCUGGUCGCCUGGACAACAUCACGCAGGUCAUGAGUAUCCAUACGCAGUACCUGGAGUCUUUCCUCCGCAGCCAGUUCUAUAUGUUGCGCAUGGACGGGCCCCUUCCUUUGCCCUAUAGGCACUACAUUGCUAUAAUGGCUGCGGCCAGACAUCAGUGUUCCUACCUAAUAAACAUGCACGUUGAUGAGUUUUUGAAGACCGGCGGGAUUGCAGAGUGGCUGAACGGUUUAGAAUACAUUCCCCAAAGACUGAAAAAUCUGAACGAAAUAAACAAACUCCUUGCACACCGGCCCUGGCUGAUCACAAAAGAGCACAUUCAGAAACUUGUCAAGACUGGGGAAAAUAAUUGGUCUCUUCCUGAGCUGGUGCAUGCUGUUGUCCUGUUGGCACAUUAUCACGCCUUGGCGAGUUUUGUAUUUGGUAGCGGCAUUAAUCCCGAGAGAGAUCCAGACGCGUCUAACGGAGUCAGACUCAUCGCGGUCAACAACUUCUGCGUCUGCGAUCUUGCCAACGACAACAACAUAGAAAACGCGUCCCUGACAAGUAGCAACUUUGGGAAUGUCAUGGUGUUUUUGCAGAUUGCAGAGUCUUUAAGUGAGCUGGAGGCCUUAAUGGAAAGGAUGAAGAGGCUACAAGAAGAUAAAGAGGACGAAGAAGCCUCUCAGGAAGAAAUGGCAACUCGCUUUGAAAAGGAGAAGAAGGAGAGUCUGCUAGUAAUUAAUGGAGCAUUUGAUGAUGAAAUAGUUUCUACAGAUGUCUCCCGCUAUAUUGAAGAUCCUGGGUUUGGGUACAAAGACUUUGCAAGGCGAGGAGAAGACCAUCUGCCAACAUUCAGAGCUCAGGACUAUACUUGGGAAAAUCAUGGCUUUUCCCUUGUAAACAGGCUUUAUUCUGAUAUUGGGCAUCUCCUUGAUGAGAAGUUUCGGAUGGUAUAUAACCUCACAUAUAACACUAUGGCAACCCAUGAAGAUGUUGAUACAACUACUCUAAGAAGAGCUUUAUUUAACUAUGUCCACUGUAUGUAUGGAAUCAGGUAUGAUGACUAUGAUUAUGGAGAAGUUAAUCAGUUACUUGAACGCAGCCUGAAGGUUUACAUAAAGACAGUGACCUGCUACCCAGAGAGAACUACCAAGCGCAUGUACGAUAGUUACUGGCGUCAGUUCAAGCACUCGGAGAAGGUUCACGUCAAUCUACUUCUAAUGGAAGCUCGUAUGCAAGCCGAACUUCUGUACGCCCUUCGUGCCAUAACUCGUCACUUAACCUGAAGCGUUCGCUGCACGGGAGUAAAGGAGUUUUUACUGAGUACGUAAAGACCUUUCGAAAUAGAUACACACCAGAAGCUGUUUGUGAUGUAGCAUCAGGUUAUUCAAUUCUCUAGUGUCAAAGUUUAGCCGUGCUUCUUGGCGGCUGUAAUGUGCAAUGACGUGUUUUAUUUUCUUGAUGCUUAACAUUACUAAUGAUAACAAAAGUAACACUGAGGAGCACUACUCUGCAUUGUGUCCGGCUGGAUUUCUGCGCAGUGGUCAGGAUCCUGAAACUGUUUUUAUUAUAUCCAAUCCUAGCGCUUUGUUCUUUAAGCACCGGAGUGAAGUGCUUAGAGACUACUUUUUCCAAGCAAUCAUUUUUCAGAUUAGUGGAGUCCAGCAGAAGCUCAGUUCUUCCUGUCCUGAGAACGUCCCACCGUGUCGUGACUCGCGGCAGAGACGCGCGGGCUGCGUUGCGUGGAAUUGCCCACUGGAUUCUUCUGUGUCUCCUGGAGGCUGCUCGUCAGUCACUGUCUUACUACAGCAACUGAAGGUGAUGCGAGAUGUGGAUGCAAACAUUGAGCACACUUUAAUGUGAAAUUAAUCACGAUAAAUCCUACAGCAUGCUACUGAAGUGCGAAAUCCGUCUGCUUUGUCCUGCCCCUUCCCCAGAGAAGAGGCCUCACCGUUUGCCAUUUCAGCCACGCUUACUGUGUUUCAAUCAUGCAUAAUCUUGUUUUACUGACCGUCACCCUCGGUUGUCCUUACAGAAUCCAUGCUCAUCACAUGCUGCAAUUUGUUUAGUUGGCACCUAUAAAGUUGAUACACAGGCUGACCAAAAAAUAGGGUUGUGGGGUUUUUUGCACUCUCUUCUUUCUCAAUACUUUAACUAAGGAAAGUAAAGGAAGGCUAGCAUAUCUGUUCUUUCAUAUUGGAUGUAUAGAAAUUUAUUUCCCAUACCUUUCUCGUAGCAUGAAAUUUUAAUAUUCAAAGUUUUGAAAGUUUCUAUGCAUUAGUGUGAGUGAACAAAAGAAAAGUGCAAUAUUUAAAAGGAAAGCAAGCUUUUUUCCCUGUCAUGCCACUGCUAAAGUGUCCUUCUUAUAUAGCCAUAAAGAAAUUUUAGAACCAAAUUUCUUUAUUGUCUAAGGCCUAGCAGUUUCGUUUUAGCUUUUCCGGCUUAAGACAACCUGAUACCGAGAUGCCAAAGCAUCCCCAAAACAAAGCAUUCUUGGACAACCGGUAGUAUUGGGGAAGGGAAGAAAGAAGUUGCCAAAAAUGUCACACUUUUGUGCUGUUUUCUGUUGCUUUUGACUAAUUUGUAAGAGCACAAAAUGUUGAUAUUUAUAGCUUUAUUUUAUAUUGCAUUUAAUGAACCAGUGAAGUGCCUAAAGAGAUGCUUAAACUUACCCGGUAGGAUGCAAGUUGUCACUGAUUCAGCUUUUGUCUGUUGGUUUGGACGUUUCAUAUUUCUUUGAGGAGGGUGACCUUUAUUUCUUGCAUACAUUCAAAACUAACUGGAUAGGUUUAUUUUUAAUGUUCCAUUGGCUUGUAGAAGUUAAUACAGGAAUCUUUUUUUCCAUCCGUGACUGCAGAAUAGUUUAAAAAAAUACCAUCAGUCAUAUUUUAACGCUUUUCAUUGACAAAAACGUGGACCAGUACGCUACUAAAGUUAGUUUUAUCUUUUUUGUCCCUGUUCUUGAUACUUUUCUAUGACUUCGCAUGUUGGUUUUUUCACUUUAUCUAUGUGUUCCAGAUCGGAAAGCUAAAUGAUUGUACACUUUGCUGCACUUUCAGACUGCAGGCUCUGCAUGUGAAAACCUUUUGAGGAAGAAAGCAGUAAUUAGGGUUUUUUUAAUGUAAUGUUGGCUAUUUAGAAAGAUACCCAAUAGACAGCAUCGGGCUCUCUGCCAGAGAGAGCAUUGGGUAAAACAUCAGAUUCAUUUAUCUCGUAUAGCUAACUGCAGAGAUUUACCAGAAGUGUUGGAAUGCUCGUGCGUAUGAACUUAGGUUAACUUUCUAAGGUGUUAUGAUCCUUUUUCCUCCCUCUUGUGACCGUAGUGGCCAUAGCUCAUGGCUUUUGUGCAUAAAACAGUUCUGCUGAGAGAAGUUUUCAUGCAAUACUUCUGCUUUUCUUCAAGUGAUGGGAACUGUACAGUACUACUUUAAAUUCCAUUGCUUUGAAAAGUCAAGAAGCACAGUUGAGCUCUGGAAAGGAGGCGAAACUAGAUUUGGGUAACUAAUAGGACGGCUUAGUUUCCCUUCAGAAAUGCGAAGACUCUUGGAGCAGGUUGAAUUUUACGUUUGGAAACAUGAGUGCCUUUACUUCUUUCCUCAUGAAAUAUACUUGCCAGCUCAAAUGCCUUCUGAGCAAAGUACAUGAGCAGAUUUGAAAUAUAGGAACCAUAAAUAGAUUGCUUCGUAAAAUUUGUAGUAAACCAGUGACUUCUCUUUUUUUUUUUAAGGUGCCAUAUCAAGUCACAUAUGGCCUGCGAGACAUUCCACUGUAGGAAAUGUCAUUGUACAACUAGUUUGCUAUUUCUCUUUGUUUUUAAUAUUAAAUGCAAACUUGAAACUUCUGGAAAUAUUUUCCAUGUGGCAUUUUUUUUCAAAGUAUUGCAUUUACAGUGUAACAGUUUAUAGACUAGUUUUUAUACUCAAAUUUAUGAUUUUUAAUAGAUGUUUGUUCAGAAUAGGUGUUUGAAGUCGGACAGCUCUACCACACACUUCACGCACGCUUUAGGCUCACACUCUGCCAAAUUUUAAUGUGUGAGUGUUCUUGGAUUUUUUGCAUUUUUAAAGCACUCAUGAAUGUGAAUCUUCACACCUCGUUCGUUAGUAUUAAGAGUACCGUAAUCAUUGGACGUGUAGAUACUCUCCCUCUGUGUUCCUUUGUUGGAAUUCAUCUUUACCAGCAUUAACGUUAGUCCACAAAGCCGCAGCCGUGACCAACACAAAACUGAAGCGUCCAGUCUCGAGCUGCUGAAGAGCGAGCCCGGGAGGCUCGGGUUGAGCAGCACGGGGAACGCUGGCGCUGCAGAACAGAGCUCCUGAGCAUGGACAGCUUCUUACCACUGCACGGUGGCUUCAAAGCGUGGGUUGCGAUCCAUUACAUUCUACAUUCUUGGUAAUGAAGAGAAGGGGAAAAGGUGCCGAUGGGAGAAGGCGUUUGCCUUUCCCAGAACGCUCUGCCUGCAGCCGAAUGGCCCAGGAGGGACAGAAACCCUUUCAAACCCGGGUAUGGUUUGUGCAGACAGCUACUAAAGCUGGUGUUGGGGUGUCCUGUGAGAAUCUCAGCGAGCUGUAGAUCCAUCUGUUUUCAUCAAGACUGAAGUGACACAUAUAUUCUUUGUCCUAAGGCCUUCCAUUAUAACGCAAAGGAUGUACUUUCAGCUUUAAGAGUGAAAGAAUUGCCACUAUCAGCUCUUCCCACGUAUUAAAAAAUCUUUAGGACAGGAAGAUCAGUGAUUGUAAACAAUUACAAAUGUAGGUCUCUCUAUAGAUUUAGAACAGAACAAAAAGGAAAACGUUUUGCUUCUCUUUUACUGAGUGCAGAAGGUCAAAGCACCAGACUCUUCAAAAGUAUUUGUGUUUGUAGUCAUGCCGGUAGAUGUUCUUAUGGUAUUUGGAAAAAGCAGCCAGUCUCCUAAAUUUCAGUAGCAAUUUAAGCACCUCAGCACUUAACAAAAUCCCACAGGGUGCCCACUUGCAUUUUUGAGUCAGAUUUUUAAAGAUACUUAGUCACCUAAAUUCAAUAGAAUAAAAUCAGUUUCCAUGGAGAUUAAAGGAAUAAUGUGUAUCAGAUCCAUGUGAUUUGCAGCAAUUGUUAAUGAAAUAGGUUGUUUUGGGGACUUAAUAUAGGCUUAAAGGAAUCCUUCCAAAAGCAGUUAAACCGUGAGCUGCUGCUCUUGCAGAGCAGGUUCUCAAUGUUUCUCAUGCAUGUGUGUUUUCCAUGAACAUAGGCACACAUUUCAGGCUCAUUUUCCAGAGUUUGGACUCCGUUUUACAAGAGCUGGAUUAUUUAACCUCUGCUUGCAGAAAGGAUUUAUUGGCGAAAGCAAAGGGAUAGCUUGUGCCCGGACUUCAAAGUUUUAGCCAGAGGAAAUACUCCAAAUCUUCUUGAUUUCAAGUGAUGUUCUUUCAGUUACUUUCCUUAGAAGUUUGGUUCCUUCUGCCGUAAAUACGGGGUGAUGUUGCACAAAAUUGAGGGAGAAGGGAGUGGAUUCAUUGUAAAUGGACUUUCCCAGAGUUGGUCUGAAUAUAAAGCUGUAAGAAUUGGUUUGUUGUGAGGUAUCAUUCCAAGAGCUGGACAAAAAUGUCAGUUUUCACCAUCUGAACUUCAGAUUUAUUCUCCCUAAUGUCCCCUAGCCCUGUAUUUCUCUGAAGAGGUGCAUCCACCAGCUUUUCCACAUUUGGGAAUUGUAAAUGAACAUUUUUAUCUCAAAAUGAAAGCGAAUUUAGCAUUUCGUAGGUCGCGGGUGUGGGAGACGGAGAGAGCACAGUAGUACGAGGAAACUUUUGGAGCCUCUUGAUCAGUGUUAAUUUAUCCCUUAGAGCACAUUUCCUGGUCAUGCUGCUGCUCCCCCAACACACGUCAUGUCUCUCUUUAAUUUUGUUAAUCCUUCUGCUGCUCACCAGGGGGGCAAGAAUUGUCAUUUUCCAAGCUGCCGCCACCACCCCCCUGCAUCAAGUGCUUCCGAUCUUGCCAGCUCACAACCCCGAGCAGUCUCACAGGGGUGACCCCCUUGCCUAAAACAAUGCUGGGUUUCUGUAUCCCUGCUUGCUGUUGAGUUCAGAGGGUCUUUCUCGUGCUCAGAAACACUUAAUUGCCAUAUUGUGUUAUUUCUGGACAGGAAAAUUCUAAAUCUGGAUUGAAAGGACAACACUCGGUACUUGCUUACAACAUUUAGGUAGCGUUUGCCAGUAGCAUGUCAGAUCCCAUCUCUGCAGUUACAGUGAUAAUCCAGUGGAACUAUUAAGGAAAUGCUUUUUUGGGGGAAAACUCCCCGUGCUGGAGCCGUUCAGUCGUGCAGGUUUCUUUGAGGGACAAUCUGGGGGGACUGAGGUCCUCUUGGGCUUAUGGGGCCAUUGGGUCGGCAGCUCCUCAGGUGCCUCACAGCCGGGCAGGCCGCGACCUCUGGAACAAGGAGAUUUGGGUUUUUUUGCUUAUCUAGGGGCUAAAUCCAAAUGCAAAUUGAGUGGCUGCUGGAGAUGGAGUGGGGUUGGGUGCUCCUGUGGGUGCGGGGUAUCAUCAGGGCUGGUGGAAAACGCUGCGUGUGUUCCUGACAGUAGUUAGAGGUGGUAUUUAAGCUGCCGAUGAAUACACUAAUUGUGAGGAGCACACUGUGCUUUCAGGAGGUACAGACCACGGGCACUCUCGAGGGGACACAACCAGCGCGGGGGGAGAUGACAUGGUGGUCAGUUGAAGCUUCACGGGUGUAUUCCAGGAGUCCUUGUGUGUGUCUGUGCGUAGCGGAGGUGGUGGGAGAUGCCUCCUCCAGAGGUGGCUUCUGUAGGACAAGAGCUGGGACCCUUCCCUUGCUCCAUGGACCGUUCCCUUCUGCUCGAGAAAAACAUCCCACUGUUGAAUUCCAUUUCCUUGCCCCCAUCAGCCCUUUGAAGGGAGCGUUCAGACAAACUGCGUGAAUCACCACGCACUGUGUCUCCAGCUGAGGGGUCUGCAGGACAGUGACAGCAGCAGGUCCAAACACACAUGGUCCAAAACUGUCUCUCAUUCCCCACUUCACGCUUAUGUUGUGCCACCAGAUCCAAACCUCCUCCCUCUGGCCGGGUGGCUGCGGGUGCAGCCGGCUCGGGGUGGUGGGAGAUGCGGCCGCUUUCAGGGGAAAGAUAACAAUAACCAGGCUACAGCCCUUGGAGUCUGCGAGGCGACACAGCCAGAAAUCUUUUCACGGCUGUGACUGGAACUGGAUAUAAACUGUAGCUUAAAAAAAACAGGAAUUUUGUAAACUUGAAAUCUCUCGGUUUUACCCUUUUCUCCUUUUGCUGGAAAGCCACACAAUGAAUGUAUAUGCUUUGUCUUUCUAUCUGACAUAACUGAAAAUCAGACUGCCAACUCCUUGUUUUCUAUUAGCCUUUUUUUUUAAGGAAAAAAAAGAGUUUGUGAGCAAUAUAUGUAGCAUGCUGUGAACGUCUGUUUUGAUCUUUAUAGUUACUCUUUAAUCCAUCAGUAUUAACGCCAGUUCUUUUUUGUGUUCCCCUUGGUACUUCGUAUGCGGUGUAAGCAGAAGCUGUGAUGGCUUUGCAGUCCUGUGCCGUGUUACUGUAACUCCUUGAUUUUUUAGGAAGCACCUGACUGUGGGCGGCCCUGGGCAGGCAGCGUGCCCGGACACGACUGCCACUUUUUGGUCUCUUGUACUAUGUAUAGUUUUAAGUAGAAUAAGCUUUUUAACAGAAUAUUGAUGCGGUUUAUGAGUCACGCAGGCUGCAAGUGUCUGGUGCGUGAGAGUCUUUGUAUUUAUAGUUGUUGGGGGUUGUUUUUUGUUUUUGUUUUACUUCAUAAAGUAGCAAACUUGAUAAACAUAGCCACUUUAAACUGCUCUUGCUAACCAGACCCUGCUGUAGAUACAAAACCACUGCAGGGACAAGGCGGUGUGCCACAGACCCUCCCGACCGCGGGGAGCUGAGCCCUCUGCACAAACCACGCUCCGAACCACAUUUGGACCCAAAGGCGAGGAAGGCCGGGGAGCUCUGGCGUGCGUUUCAGCUCCCCGUGCCCAAAAGCCGGUUUCUCGUGCCCCCAUGGUCUGCUCACCACUGCAGGGGGCAACAUGAGCCUUGCUGGCACAGGAGGGAUGGACGGACUGAACGCGGGCACGGCGUUUCUGCAGCCACAAAGCUUCCAAGUCUCUCUCCAGUGCAAAAAGUAGCCUUUGACUUUUUGUCUGCAGAGCCUGGCGUGUCAGGGGCAAGCAGCGGCGCUGGCUGUUCACUGAGGGCUGUGGGUCUGAGCCCCCAUGCCUGCAGGCUGGGGUGGCAGUGCCGUUCCAUCGCAUCCCCCGCCUCGCACCCUCUACAUGGGGAAAAAACUUGUCCCCAGCCCCAGCUCGGCAGCUUGUCGCCUCCUCCUGCCGCAGCCACGCAGGCGUUCGGGAAGAGGAUUAAGGACAAAGCUGUAGUCCUGCAGCUCCCUCCCAGCACCACGAAGCGCAGCAGCAUGGUACCUCCCCAUGGUCCCUCCAGCAUCCCACGGUGGGGACACAUCUGUCCUGCCCCCGGGCCACCGCCUGCCCUGAGCUCUGCGGAGAUGCCACGGGCUCCCUGCUUGUCAGGCGCUUUGCCUGCAAGGUGAGGCAGCUGCCCGGAGCUCACUCUGGGUUUCCACAGCAACUUCUAUCAUUUCUUUCUUUCUGUUGUUGCUGGUUGGGUUUUUGGGGGGGGGUUUGGUUUGGUUUGGUUGGUUUUCAUUUUUGUUAUUUUGCAGAGGACAAGCUGACCUAGUGGGAUGGAUUUGGUUUUUUUUAGUGUGUGACUUUUCUUAGUUUUUAAGUUACCCGACUUGAAUUUACCUGAACAGAUGCAGAAGGAACUUUUUUUUUGUGAGUUAAGAGACAAAAAUGCAUUUUUAAACAAAGGAAUCAUGUAUUAACAUUUUAACAGCAAUUCAUAAAUCUGCACUUUUUAUGAGGUUUUGAAAAAUCUAUUUAUAGGUACGGAACAAUGGGGUUUGUUUAAAACUGUAUCGCAUUUAUACUUGCUGAAAUUACUUUCAUUGUUAUCAGUAGGAAUUUCAUUGGUUAAAUAAAAUGGAUAAAACCUG